This is a messenger RNA of Anopheles stephensi (Asian malaria mosquito), 4334 nucleotides long. It is a transcript of the gene alpha-Man-IIa, whose product is annotated as alpha-mannosidase 2. Lineage: Eukaryota; Metazoa; Arthropoda; Insecta; Diptera; Culicidae. The record is from RefSeq and is a predicted model, not a curated record. Gene Ontology annotation, biological process: mannose metabolic process; N-glycan processing; protein deglycosylation. Bases 196 to 3627 code for a protein of 1143 amino acids. Gene Ontology annotation, molecular function: carbohydrate binding; alpha-mannosidase activity. Gene Ontology annotation, cellular component: Golgi membrane. The transcript is spliced from 5 exons.
UUGAUGUCUUGCUUCGAGUGACGUUUGGCUGACAGUGGAGAAAAAAAAAACAAUUCAAACACUUGUACAUUUUGUGAGAAAUUCGAUUUCUGGCUCUUUUCACAACACAUUUUUUGGCAAAAUUUAAGUAGCAGCAGCAGCAACUCCGGAUACCGGUGUUAACUGGCAACGGUGAGGUGUUGAUGACGUGCCAGCAUGGUUCGGAUACGACGAAAAUUCGCCUUUAUUCUAUGCGGCGUUACUGUAUUCUUCUUCCUAAUACUCUAUGUUGUGCUUAAUUAUUCAGUUUCCGAACGGACUCGCGUGCAAGAUAUAACGUUUCUAGAAAGCAAAAUAAAACAGCUCGAGAGUGGGUUGAACAAACAUCACCAGGAGUUUGGCGAUAUUCGAAAGCAAAUUGACACGAUUCGUGGCGCGGUAGACGGCGGCGGCGGUGAUGAUACGUACGUCGACAGCAAGGUGCUGGAUAAAGCACCGUUGCUAGGUGACCGCGAGAUGAUGAAAGAAUCGGUCAUAAAUGCCAACGGCGGUGGUGCUGGAACUUGUGCGCUCCGCACAGACAUCAUACCCCAGCCGGACGUGCAAAUGUUGAAUCUGUACGACCAGGUAUCGUUUGAGAACAUCGAUGGGGGCGUCUGGAAACAGGGUUGGCCGAUCAAGUAUCAUCCGAGCGAGUGGAACAGUCACCACAAGCUGCACGUGUUUGUGGUUCCACACAGCCACAACGAUCCCGGUUGGAUACAGACGUUCGAUGAGUAUUACGAGCGAUCGACCAAAAACAUUUUCGCCAACAUGCUCCGGCAUUUGGACGAGAAUCCGGGGCUACGCUUCAUUUGGGCAGAAAUAAGCUACUUCGCGCAAUGGUACGAUAAACUUGCGGCCGAGCAGAAGGCCAUAGUGAAGCGGCUGGUGAAGAACCGCCAGCUGGAGUUCGUUACGGGCGGAUGGGUAAUGUCGGAUGAGGCAAACUCGCACUGGUACUCGAUGCUGCUGCAGCUGACGGAAGGUCAAACGUGGCUUAAGACGCGUCUCAACGUAACACCCGUGUCGAGCUGGUCGAUCGAUCCGUUCGGCCAAUCUGCCACCAUGCCAUACAUUUUGAAGCAUUCCGGGUUUGAGAAUCUGCUCAUCCAACGCACGCACUACAUUGUGAAAAAGAAUUUAGCACUGAAAAAGCAGCUCGAGUUUCGCUGGCGCCAGCUGUGGGACACGCGGGGUGAUACGGACCUUUUCACGCACAUGAUGCCCUUCUAUUCAUAUGAUGUGCCGCACACGUGCGGUCCCGAUCCUAAGAUUUGCUGCCAGUUUGACUUCAAGCGCUUACCGGGCAUGGGUCUCACCUGCCCCUGGAACGUGCCGCCCCGUCCCAUCAACGAUCAGAACGUUGCCGAGCGGGCAGAGAUGAUAGUUGACCAGUGGCGCAAAAAGUCCGUACUGUAUCGAACGCGCAACGUGCUGAUUCCUCUCGGCGAUGACUUCCGGUACACUACCAGCAGCGAAUGGGAAGCACAGCAGGUUAAUUUCGAGCGCCUGUUUGACUACAUCAACAAUGAGCCGUCGCUGAAUGUGGAGGCCAAGUUUGCCACUCUGCAGGAUUACUUCGAUGCGGUGCGGGCCACCAGUGGUGUCAAUGGGAUGGAACAGUUCCCAUCACUUACGGGAGAUUUCUUCACGUACGCUGACGUGAAUCAGGACUACUGGAGCGGGUACUUCACGUCGCGCCCGUACCACAAGCGGCAAGAUCGCAUUUUGUUACACUACAUUCGUUCGGCGGAAAUGUUGCACGCCUGGAAUGUGUGGGAACCGGCUAGCGAGUGGAAACCGUUGGCCGAUCGGUUGGAGUACGCUCGUCGACAACUUUCGCUGUUUCAGCACCACGACGGCAUUACGGGCACAGCCAAGGAUCACGUGAUGGAGGACUAUGCGCAGCGCAUGUCCCGAUCAAUAGAAAACUGUAAAUUCGUCAUGCAGCAGGCUGUGUAUCGAAUGCUCACAAAACCCUCGGUGUAUCAUCCGGAUCCGUCAUUUAGCUAUCUUUCGAUCGAUGAUUCACGGACGGUCAAUGGAUCGGACAGUGUGCGACCGACCAUCAUACUGGGGGACGAGUUACCAAGCAAACAGGUGGUUUUACACAACUCUCUGCCCCACACACGCUCCGAGGUGGUCGAGUUUUAUGUGGUCAGUCCGUUCGUGACGGUGCAGGAUGGCAGCGGAGGUACAGUGCCUAGUCAGAUAGCACCGGUUUGGUCGUGGCACACGCGCCCAGACGGCAUCAGUCAACCGCAACCAUCGAAUACGAAGUACAGGCUGCUGUUUCGUGCAAAUGUUCCACCGCUGGGAUUGAGCGUUUAUACGAUUAAUUCUAAAAACAGUGCUGAAGAAUCGCUUGGCGUCACGUUUACGAAAGCGAUCAUACUCUCCAAAUCGCCGUUUACUGUCAAUCUGGCCGCCGGAUACCCGGAAGAUAUAGACCACGCAUCGCCAAUGGAAGUGUCCUUACGCUCCGAGGAGGGCGGUACAACAAGUGCCGCUUUCACCGCGAAAGGACUGCUGAAAUCGCUUACGAUCGAAAACAAUCAGGCGAUGGUGCCGGUGCAUUUAGAAUUCUAUCGAUACGGCAUGCAGCUUAGCUCGGGUAAGAGCGGUGCAUACCUUUUCCAUCCGGCCGGCAAUGCUACGCUGCUUACGUACGAGCAACCGAUCGUGCUGGUUAUGAAGGGUCUGCUAGAGACAAGCAUUACUGCCGGCUUACCGUUUGCGGUACAUCAAACCAUUCUACGCGAUGAUAGUGUAGAAAUCCGCAACCUGGUUGACAUCGGGCAUCGUGAUAAUACGGAAAUAGUGAUGCGGCUGCAGACAAACAUCAACAGUGGCAGUACUUUCUACACCGAUCUGAACGGUAUGCAGCUCAUCAAGCGCAAACGGUUCCAGAAGCUGCCGAUACAAGCCAACUACUACCCCGCUCCGUCGACCAUGUUCAUCGAGGACGACUAUUACAGGUUGACGCUGCUGGGCGGACAACCACUCGGUGGUUCAUCGUUGAGCUCGGGCGAGAUGGAAAUUAUGCAAGAUCGUCGCCUGACGCGCGAUGACGAUCGUGGGCUAGGGCAGGGCGUUCAGGACAAUCUGCCGGUGUUGCACCUGUUCCGAUUGGUGCUUGAAUCGCGAGAAUCGUGCACCAAACCGGAUCCCGAUUACCCGACCGGAUAUCUGACGCUGCCGGCUCACUCACAGCUGCAAAGCUUACUGCACCCGCUGGAUAAGCUUAUCUACAACGAAAACUAUUGGACGGGACUGCAAAAGGAAGGGUUCGGCGUACGGCACGAACCGCUGGAACGGGGAAUCGAACUCGUCGCCAUGCGUGAGCUGCCUCACGUCCACUUCGGGCGGACAUCGGCAGGAGCGUCUCCCCCCGUAGGGCUGAUCGUUCAUCGGACCAACUUCGAAGACUGUGGCUCGGAAGCAAACAUGGAAGGAAUGUUGAACAUCAAAAAACUCCUCAAUUUGGACGACGGGCACGAUAUUUAUUCCGCACGGUUGACGCUACUGAAUGCGCUGGAGAUGGUUCAGUCGGACGACAUUAGCCUCUGCCCGAUGGAUGCCAAAGCGUACAUAGUCAAACGAUAAACUCCUUACCGUAGGGCAACAGUGAAAAGAAGAACGGUGCAGAAGCGCUACUUCGUAAAGGUGGUUCCGAUUAACCUUAUUGUGCAAUAGCAAUCGAUCUACAAUCAAUCGAUCGAUUCAACAUGGCUAACGAAGAAUCAGUGUCCGGUAAAGGUAAUUAAUUCGUAUCUUUUUGACUGGAUCACGAUUGUUUGUUCCCCCCCCCCCCCCCCUAAUUAGCCCCCCUUUUUUAAAAACCACAAGGUACAAGGCGUAUUUUUUCUGUUAAAAGAAUGUCGCAACCAAUGUCCUUAUUUAUAUGUAGUUUUUGUAUUUUCCAACUCUAGAUGUUAAAUGAACGAACGGGAUGUCUGCUGCUGAUAGAUCAGUGGGCGGUAAAGAACGGCACAUGCGCUUCAAUGUGUUUAAUUUUCAGGGGUUUUCUUUCCGUAACCUCCGGUUCCGGUUAAUUUUAUAGCGUGUGAUAUAUCAUAGAUAAUAUGUUUGUCGUGUGUACGAAAGCAUUAGUACGAUGCGACGGGGGCAUGUGCCCGCCGCUCAGUUGUCCGCACUAAAUAUCAAGGCUUUAUCCAGGCGGUGUUCCAAACUUAAAAAUCAGUACGAAUCACAUACAUUCUUCGGGAUUUGUUUGAGCAAAGUACUAUGUAUACACAAGCUAUGCACUGUAGAUAAUUAAAUAAAACUAAACACUACAUUUGUACCUUCAU